Molecule: messenger RNA, 2157 nt
Organism: Metarhizium robertsii ARSEF 23
Lineage: Eukaryota; Fungi; Ascomycota; Sordariomycetes; Hypocreales; Clavicipitaceae
Product: lanosterol synthase
Exons: 3
Coding region: 1-2157 (718 amino acids)
Biological process (GO): ergosterol biosynthetic process; triterpenoid biosynthetic process
Cellular component (GO): lipid droplet
Molecular function (GO): lanosterol synthase activity
Source: RefSeq, a predicted model, not a curated record
AUGGAACAUUGCGUGAAGCGGACAGACCUCACAAGGUGGCGUCUACGAGACGACGACAGUCGUCACACUUGGCAUUACCUCGAUAAUGAGGCUGCAGAAAAGGACUGGCCGCAAAGCCAUGCGGAAAAGUACUAUCUUGACCUGCCCUUGUGUCUUCCUGACUUACAACGGGCCGUAUACCCUUUGAGCGCCGUGGAGAAUGCAUUGACUUUUUUUGAAAAGCUUCAGCUCCCAUCUGGGCACUGGGGAUGUGAAAGCGGCGGCCCCAUGACGUUUUGUGCAGGCAUAGUUAUUGCCUGGUAUGUCACCGAGACGGCAAUCCCCGACCACGUUGCAACAGAACUACAGGCCUAUCUUGCUACCAGAGUCAACUCACAGGAUGGAGGCUGGGGUCUGCAUACGACUGGUGAGAGCAACAUUUGCGGCACCACCAGCAAUUACAUUGUCAUGAGAAUUGCUGGCAUGUCUCCUCAUCACCCCAUUCUUAUUCGAGCGAGAGAGUUUAUUCACUCUCACGGCGGUGCCCUAUACUCGUCGGUCUGGGGGAAGCUGUGGAUGGCCAUCCUAGGCAUUGUUGACUGGGAUAUUGUCCACCCGAUGCCUGCAGAAAUUUGGCUGCUCCCCGAGUGGGUGCCCUUUCAUCCUUGGAGGUUCUACGUCGAGAUGAGGCUGGCCGGUCAGCCAAUGUCCUACCUGUAUUCGACCAGGUGGAGAUGCAAAGAGACCGAUCUUAUCAAGUCGCUCCGAGAAGAACUUGUUGCUCGGCCAUACGGAGAGAUUGACUGGGAACGACACAGGACAACUGUCUCCAAGGCAGACUACAAACAGUGCAGGUCACGGAUCGUUGAUGGCAUAAACUGGGCAUACGUUAAUAUUUGGAAGCCUUAUCUGCUUCCCAACUUUAUUAAAUCCAGGGCAGAGGACUGGCUGCGCGAGCUGAUUGAUAUGCAAGCAAGAAAUACGUAUUACGGAGGCAUCGCCGCAGCCGACCAGCCAAUGUCGACCAUUGUAACCUACUCCCGAGACGGCGCAAAGUCGUCGUCCUUGACCAAAUACGUCGAUAAAAUACAAGAAUUUCUCUGGAUGACCGGGGACGGCAUGCUGGUCAACAGUACCAACGGCAGCCAGUCCUGGGACACUGCCUUUAUUGUUCUCGGCAUAUGUGCAGCCGGCCUACAUCAAAAUGAACGCUGGAGACGGAUGUGUGUGAAGGCUCUGCAAUUUCUAGACAAUCAGCAAAUCAGAGACGACUGUCCGGACCAAGAAAAAUACUAUCGCCAACAACGCAGAGGGUGCUGGACUUUUAGCAAUAAGUACCAAGGCUAUGCCGUCAGUGACUGCACGGCUGAGGCGAUCAAGGCCAUUAUUCACCUCCAAACCACUGCACAUUAUCCUACCCUGUUGGACGAUGAGCGAAUAUUCGAUGCUGUGGAUUCCAUGGUUCUGUAUCAGAACAGCACCGGGGGCGUUUCCGCCUUUGAGGCACGAAGGGGAAGCCCAUAUCUUGAGCUGCUCAACCCCACGGAAAUUUUUACCCGGAACAUGGUCGAGCACGACUACCCAGAGUGUACGUCGUCGUGCGUCACGGCGUUGGCCCUAUUCAGAGAACACUGGCCACAGUACAGGACCCAAGACAUUGCAAAGUUUAUACAGCGCGGAGUCGAGUGGAUCAAGUCGGACCAGCGAGCGGAUGGUUCGUGGUACGGAAGUUGGGGCAUUUGCUAUACCUAUGGCACCAUGUUUGGCUUGGAAGCGCUGGCUGCUGUUGGUGAGACGUAUGAGAAUAGUUUACACGCACAAAAGGCCUGCGACUUUCUCAUUUCGAAGCAGCGACAAGACGGAGGGUGGUCGGAAAGCAUACAGGGUUGCGCAGACCAAACAUAUAUAGAAAGCCCAAAAGGCUCACUUGUUGUCCAGACGGCUUGGGCUCUCAUCGCGUUGAUGGCAGGCGAGUACCCGGCCGUGGAGCCGAUCAAACGUGGUGUCAAGCUGCUCAUGAGCCGCCAGCAAGACAAUGGCGAAUGGCUGGAGGAGGAGAUUCCGGGCGCUUUUCACGGGUUUUGUUCAUUUUCAUACCCCAACUAUAAGUUUUCCUUUACCAUCCGCGCUCUAGGUACUUUUGCGACAAGAUACCCGGACGAAAAGGUUGCAGAAUAA